UUAAAAAAUAAUAAUAACUAAUAAUUAAAAAAAAAAAAAAAAACUUAACCAGCUUCAAAAUCUAGCUGAAAUCUUUGUCGUCUUACAAUUGAUUACUUAGAUGGUUUCUUACUUUCAUGGAUGUAUUGAAAAAGAUCCGAUGAAGCCUUAGAAACUGAACUCAUUGAUAUUCAAAAAGAUGUACGCAGCUAAUAAAGGUGUUGCCAAAAUCACCAAGCUGAAUGAUGCACUCCAACUGUUCGACCAAAUGCUUCAGAGAAAACCUCAACCAUCUAUCCUCGAAUUAACCCGGCAGAUUAGUGUUAUAGUAAAAAUGGGACAUUAUUCAACUGCACUUUCACUUUUCAAGAGAAUAAAUUUAAUGGGUAUUUCGAGUGAUGUUUACGCAAUGAAUAUCUCUAUUAACUGCCAUUGCCGGUUGAAUCAAGUGAGUUAUGGUUUUGGUUUAUUAGCCACUAUCUUUAAGCAAGGUCAUGCACCCAAUGUGGCCACUUACGGAACUCUAAUACAUGGGCUUGUGUUGGGAGAUCAGGUUUUCGAAGCUGUCGAAUUGUUUAAGAAACUGGUUAAAGAGAAAAUUUGUGAGCCGAAUCAGGUUAUGUAUGGAACCGUUAUUAAUGGGCUUUGUAAAGCGGGUCACACUAGUAAGGCUUUAGAGUUGCUCAGGUUCAUGGAAGCAGGCUCGUGUAAACCGUGUGUAGAUCAGUAUAAUAACAUCAUUGAUUUCCUCUGUAAAGAUAGGAUGGUUGAUGAUGCAUUAGAACUUUUUACCAAAAUGGUUGAAAAAGGCGUUCCCGCUGAUGUUAUCACCUACAGCUCGUUGAUUCAGGGUCUAUGCAACUUUGGUCGAGAGACGGAAGCUGUAAGGAUGUUAAAAGACAUGGAGGAGAAAGGAGUCUCUCCUAGUGUACAUACUUAUACGAUCUUGGUGGAUUCGUUUUGCAAGCAAGGAUACGUAAAAAAGGCAGAGUGUACUGUGCGAAAAAUGGUGCAAAGAGGUCUGGAUCCGGAUGUAGUCACAUACAGUGCGCUAAUUGACGGAUACUGUUUACGUGGUGAACUAGAUGAAGCAAAGAAAGUUGCCGAUCGCAUGGUGGAGAGAGAUCUUGUACCCAAUAUAAUCACGUUUAACAGCUUGAUAAACGGAUACUGCAAAAAGAGGCACAUUGACGAGGCCAGACAUCUUUUUCGUGAAAUGCAAGACACGGGUUUGAUUCCUAAUGUUGUUACUUACAAUACCCUGUUACAAGGUUUGUUUCGUACAGGUCAUCCUGCAGCCGCUAGAGAACUCUUUAACGAGAUGCAAGCAAAGGGUCUCCCUCCCGAUAUUUGCACUUAUCGUAUUUUAUUUCAUGGAAUGUGUAAUAACGGUCAGUGUUCCGAUGCAUUGGCUCUUUUUCGUUCGAUGGGAAGCAAUGAACUAAUGAAAGAUAUUGGUUUGUAUAAUAUCUUGAUGAAUGGUUGUAGAAAAUGUGGGAAGCAUAAGUUGGCGAUGGAUCUGUUUGAUGAACUAUGUUUGAGAGGAUUGAAACCGAAUGUUAGGACGUAUACGGUGAUGAUAAGUGUGCAUUGCCAGCAAGGGUUGUUUGGUAAAGCAAAAGAUUUGGUUAAAAAGAUGGAAGAAAAUGGUUGUUUGGCAAGUAGUGUGACAUAUAAUGUUAUUGUUCAAGAGUUUUUGAAGCAAAAAGAAUUUCGAGAAGCGAAGAUCUUUCUUGAGGAGAUGAUUAACCGAGGUUUCUCGCCUGAUGCCACUACUUUUUCGUUGUUGCUGCAUAUAACACCGAAAAUACGACAAGAUUCUUCAAUGCAAACUAUCCUUGAGAAUCUGAUAAGCGAUGCCGAUAAGUGCAGGGUAGGGUUUGCUAUUUAGAAGGGGGUAGCGGCGCAACUUGUUGCUCGUCUACCUGUCAUUAGUCUGUAAUCGUCUCUGUUUUUAUAAUAUUAAAAAGCCUUUUGGUGGUUAAAAAAAAAAAAAAAAAAAAAAAAAAAAAAAACUAGUAAGGUAAUGUUAAAAACUUCUGUCUCUUUAUGAGAGAUGUAUCCUAAAACAUGAUUUUGUGAUUCAUUGGUUAACUAUAUAAUGAAUAAAAUUCUGAACUUGUAAUCUUACAAUUCAUUUCAGUUUUCAGCAAACUUACAUGGAAGAAUUGUCCUCCAAUAGCAACUUCAUUCAGGUUAUUGUAAUUUUGUAACAUUUUCUUUUUUUAUUUCCAA
Helianthus annuus (common sunflower) is the source of this 2214-nucleotide messenger RNA. RefSeq names its product pentatricopeptide repeat-containing protein At1g62930, chloroplastic. NCBI's taxonomy places the organism in Eukaryota, Viridiplantae, Streptophyta, Magnoliopsida, Asterales, Asteraceae. The coding region runs from base 179 to 1870 and encodes 563 amino acids. The record is from RefSeq and is a predicted model, not a curated record. The transcript is spliced from 2 exons. Gene Ontology annotation, molecular function: protein binding.